AUGAGCAGCUCGAGGACGAUCGUGAACGAUCACUACAGCUUCGGCCCGCUGGACAUCCCGCGAUCGCAGGUGUUCGCGGAGACGCCGCUUUCGUACGGCAUCGUCAACCUCAAGCCGGUCGUGCCGGGGCACGUCCUCGUCGUGACGCGACGGAUCAUCAAGCGGUUCGAGAGCCUCACCGAGGACGAGCUCGUGGACGUGUGGACGCUCGCGAAGAAGGUGGGGUCCGCGCUGGAGAAGCACCACGGCGCGACGUCGCUGACGUACGCGAUCCAGGACGGCCCGAGCGCGGGGCAGACGAUCCCGCACGUGCACAUACACGUCCUGCCGAGGAGAGACGGCGAUUUCGAAAACAACGACGAGGUGUACGACGCGGUCGACGCGAGCGAGAGGGCGAUCGGGGGGGGCGGGGAGCGGCUGAACUUGGACGCGGAGCGGGUGAUCCGGACGCCGGAGGAGAUGGCGGCGGAGGCGGCGACGAUCCGGAAGCUGCUGUUCAACAACGGGGUCAACCCGAACGCGCGCUGACGCUGAUGUGAGGAUGACCGACGGAGUCGUCGCGGGCGAGCGGCUGGGAGCGACGACUGGACGAGAGAAUAAUAAGACAGGAAGCGACUUCGAAGAAGUCAGGGGGGACGGAGGCGAGGAGGACGGACGGACGGACGGACGCCGACCGCGGUGCGAACGAUAUUACGCACCGCGCGAGCGGCCCGGUCGAUCGCGAUGGCGCCGCGGCGCCUCCUUGUAUAAGACGAAAGCACGUUAUCAAC
Messenger RNA from Micromonas pusilla CCMP1545, 770 nucleotides. RefSeq lists its product as uncharacterized. The transcript has 2 exons. Lineage: Eukaryota; Viridiplantae; Chlorophyta; Mamiellophyceae; Mamiellales; Mamiellaceae. The coding region runs from base 1 to 528 and encodes 175 amino acids. The record is from RefSeq and is a predicted model, not a curated record. Gene Ontology annotation, molecular function: catalytic activity.